Ilex paraguariensis (yerba mate) is the source of this 198-nucleotide messenger RNA. The record is from the annotation of a GenBank genome assembly. NCBI's taxonomy places the organism in Eukaryota, Viridiplantae, Streptophyta, Magnoliopsida, Aquifoliales, Aquifoliaceae.
CGAGGCCACUUCUUGACAACUGAGUCGUCGCCUUCUAAUGCCAUACCUUAUGAAGUUGUACCUCCCGAAGUCAUGCUUGAAGAGAUGGCUCCUAGGAAAAAGAAACAAAGGGUAGUUGAGAGAAACAGGAAUCCCCAAGUGAGCAAGGUUGCUUCGCCAUCCAAAACUGACACCUCUGGUAGAGCCCAGGACCUCUAG